UCUCGUCCCCCAAUCGCUCAACCACCCUUUACCUAUCUUUAUGUAGUCCUAAAACUACAGGGCUCGACUCUUGAACAACAUGGAUCCACAAUCAAGUAUCCACACUUUCCCCGUCACACCCAGGACAGUAGACGUGGUAGUCAUCGGAGCAGGACUGAGCGGGCUACGCGCAGCAUUAGGUGUUCAAGCGGCGGGACUCUCUUGUGUAGUCCUGGAAGCUACGGAUAGGGUGGGAGGGAUGACGCUCAGCAUAUCAUCCAAGCAGAGUGGUCCCGGUGUCAACGAUGUCGGUGCUGCCUGGAUCAAUGACACUACCCAAAGCGAGAUGUACAAGCUUCUCCAGCGAUACGGACUACAGGGACAGAUGCAAGCAUGCAAAGGAAAGGACAUUUUUCAGUCUCCAAAUGGCUAUAUCUUGUCUCCUCACGGUGAACUGCCGAUACCCGAGGAAGAACAGCUAGCAGUGUCUGAAGUUUUCGUCAAGCUUAGAGAACUCAUUGCCAAUGUUGAUCUGGAAGAUCCGAGCUUAGGCCCCAAUGCAAAGGAGCUAGACAAUGUCACUUUGUACGAAUACUGUAUCCGGACCUUCCAAUCCGAAGCGAUCGCGGAUCUAUUCGAUUACACCUGCCAAGCUCUGGUUGGUGUAGAAGGCAAUGCAAUCAGUAUGCUAAGCUUCCUACACGCGUGCAAGUCCGGGACAGGGAUCGAUGCUUUAACCUCAGACGGCAAAGAUGGAGCCCAGUAUCUCCGAGUCCGACAGGGAACACAAGCCUUCUCGCAGAACAUGGCAGCAGAACUAAAACCAGGCACGCUCUAUCUCUCAACGCCCGUGACCCAAAUUACCCAAAUCCAAUCCCAAUCAAUAGACAUCUGCACGGUCCAAACAGCAACCAACACAACCUUCCACGCCAAAAAGAUCAUCCUCUCCAUCGCCACACCCCUCUACCCCACAAUAACCUUCACGCCACCACUCCCACCCCAGAAACAACGUCUCGCUCACGAAAACAAAUUAGGCUACUACUGCAAAAUCAUCUUCAUCUUCCCCCACCCUUUCUGGCGACCCGCAGGCCUCUCAGGCACCAUCCAUGCAGAUGCCGGCCCCUUCCUCUUCACCAUGGACACCAGCAUCCCAGACGACAACCAGUGGUCUCUAAGCUGCUUCGCCGUCGGCCCCCGGGGUCGCGAAUGGUCACUCCACUCCGAGGAAGAGAGGCGCCGCUCCGCAUGGACCCAGCUGCGUUCCGCGUUCGAGAACGUACAGUUACCACCAGGACAGGAGGUCAGCGUCCCGGACCCGAUCAGUGUUCUUGAGUAUGACUGGUCCAAGCAGGAGUUCUUUUGGGGUGGGCCUGUGCCGGCUUCACCGCCGGGUUUGCUUUCUGGGGUUGAUGGGGAUGCUGUGAGGGCGGCAUUUGGGAAUGUGCAUUUUGUGGGGACGGAGACUUCGUUGGUUUGGAAGGGGUAUAUGGAGGGUGCGGUGCGGUCAGGGGAUAGGGGUGCGAGGGAGGUUGGGGGUGCACUUGGGGUGUGAUUGUUGGGUCCGG
Molecule: messenger RNA, 1544 nt
Organism: Aspergillus alliaceus
Lineage: Eukaryota; Fungi; Ascomycota; Eurotiomycetes; Eurotiales; Aspergillaceae
Product: flavin monoamine oxidase family protein
Exons: 3
Coding region: 80-1531 (483 amino acids)
Molecular function (GO): oxidoreductase activity
Source: RefSeq, a predicted model, not a curated record